This is a messenger RNA of Fusarium falciforme, 1611 nucleotides long. Its product is annotated as FAD-binding-2 domain-containing protein. Bases 1 to 1611 code for a protein of 536 amino acids. Lineage: Eukaryota; Fungi; Ascomycota; Sordariomycetes; Hypocreales; Nectriaceae. The record is from RefSeq and is a predicted model, not a curated record. The transcript has a single exon. Gene Ontology annotation, cellular component: plasma membrane.
AUGGCUUCCCUUCAAAUCAAGCAAAAGCCAGACGUCAUCGUUGUCGGCAGCGGUAUUGCUGGACUUUCUGCAAGUAUCGCAGGAGCGGAAAAAGGCGCUUCGGUCCUUCUCCUUGAACGCUUCCACGGCGGAGGCACCACGGCCCUCUCAGGCGGUAUUUUCUACGCUGGUGAGGGGACACAGCAACAAAAAGAAGCCGGAUAUGAUGAUACCACGGAAAACAUGUUUGCCUAUCUACGCCAGGAGAUCGGAGACGUGGUUCAGGAGAAGACGCUGAAGCGAUUCUGUGACGAAAGUCCUGGAAUGAUCCAAUGGCUGGAAAAGCACGGUGCUCGCUUCAAGGGGGCUUUGAGUCCAUACAAAACGAGCUAUCCCAAUACUCAGCAUUACCUCUACUUUUCGGGUUCGGAAAAGGCAUAUCCGUACUCAUCACUCGCGAAGCCUGCACCGCGAGGGCAUCGCAUGGUGCACGAUGGAUUCUCCGGGGCCGGCAUCGCCAAAGCCUUACUUGAUGGGGCCAGACGACUUGGUGUUCAGAUUGUGCCAGCCAGCAAAGUUGAGAAGAUUCUUUUGGCCAAAGAUGGCUCCGUCCGAGGAGUCGAGUACCUCACACUAGCCAACUCAGCCUCAAAGCUUGCCAAGCAUGAGAAGCUGACCAAUCGAGCUCUCAAAUACCAAAUCACGCUGCCCCCCAUUGCAGGGUGGCUUCAUAACCGUGCCAGCAAAAUAUUCGAGCGCAACGCUCAGUUUGCCGCGGCCGAGGCACCCGCUGUUAUCUUGGCGGCUGGAGGCUUCUCCUAUAGUCCUGAAAUGCGAAGGAAAUAUCUUCCCGACUUCCAGGGCGUCACUCCCCUUGGGACACCAGCUGACGAUGGGUCUGGUAUCAUGCUAGGAGUAGCCGUUGGAGGCUCCACAUCCCACAUGGGCUGUAUGUCGACCUGGAGGUUCUUAUACCCCCCAAGCGCUCUUCUUGAGGGCGUUGUCGUGGCGAAUCAAGGGGAACGCGUUGGUGCUGAGGAUGUAUACGGUGCCUUGUUGACAGGGAAGAUGAUGCGUAAUCACCAGUCCCAAGGUUUUGCCAUCUAUGACUCGACACAGUGGGCCAAGGCGAAGAAGCAACUGCCCACGCAAGUACCUCCUGUCUUGAAGAUGCAGAGGUACCAUUGGCUAUACUGGGACCAUAAGAAGGCCAGGUCUCUUGAGAAGUUAGCCAAGAAGUUCGGAAUUUCGCCUCAGGGCUUGAGACAGACUGUCGAUGCCUAUAACGACGCCAUUAAAAAUGACAAGCCUGACCCGGCGAACAAGAUGCCCGACACGCGAUCUCCUAUACUGAAACCACCAUUUUACGGCAUCGAUAUAUCUAUCAAAUUGACCAAGGGUCUUCAGCAAGUCAUUGGGCUGUCGCUUGGUGGCCUACGAGUCGAGGAGGAGUCAGGGUUGGUUCUCAAUGAGGCUGUAAAGCCAAUCAAAGGCUUGUAUGCCGCGGGGAGGAAUGCUGUGGGUAUUUGUUCAAGCACGUAUGUGAGCGGCCUCUCUCUUGGUGAUGGUGUAUUCUCAGGCAGGCGGGCUGGUGUUCACGCUGCUGGAAACGUGAAGACGACGUCAUCAUAG